Frieseomelitta varia is the source of this 13288-nucleotide messenger RNA. Its product is annotated as peripheral plasma membrane protein CASK-like. The transcript is spliced from 14 exons. Lineage: Eukaryota; Metazoa; Arthropoda; Insecta; Hymenoptera; Apidae. The coding region runs from base 782 to 2863 and encodes 693 amino acids. Gene Ontology annotation, biological process: protein phosphorylation. Gene Ontology annotation, molecular function: ATP binding; calcium/calmodulin-dependent protein kinase activity; calmodulin binding. The record is from RefSeq and is a predicted model, not a curated record. Gene Ontology annotation, cellular component: neuron projection; cytoplasm.
GCCGCGUUUUAUGCAACCAGUCUUGCUUCGGAGCGAGUGAAUCUACUCCUCCAGCCUUUGACAGACGAGGAAAGUGUGUGCAGUGACAUCGGUGUCUGUCUGGUCGCUUCUCGUUGAUCAGUCUUGUUAAUUGCACGACCGACUGUUCUGUUGGGACAACCGAUUCGGCCAGAUCCGGUUUUCUUCGUGGUUGAGUCAGGACACGAUCGUAUAAACGUCCGUAUUACGUAUAUUGUCGUCAGUUGUGUAUGCUGUCUUUGCCGGCGACAGUAAGGCAAGGCUUAAAGGCGGUGUCGGUUGUGUACAUUCGGCACCCUUGGCUAUCCUACAAAAUUUCACCCAUCGUUUACUAAUAUAACUGAGAGGCAUACGGGCUGCGUACUCGCGUGUACCGAUCGGAGUGCCAGUGUGACGACAAUCGGGCGUGCUAACACGGGUGUAUUAUCCACGGUUGUGUAUAUGUAUAUGUGUGUAUGUGCGUAACGUGCGCGUAGAGGAAAACGAAUUGGUCGCUGUCGGAAGAAAGGGAUAGAGCGCGUGAAGAGGGUGGGAGAACGAAGGCGGCCGUGAAUCCACGAUACGCGGCUACGUUCACGCCGCCGCGUAUUCCACACGGCACGACACGAAACAUAGCGCACCGUCGGCCCAGGCCUACAGAGAAGAGAGACGACGCGUAUCUGAACAUCUUACGAAUUAUUACGAAUUCGCAUAGCUUUGACGCGCCUUUUGGCGCGUAUAGCCUCCUCGUUCGGUCGACUUCUUCGACCUCCUCGCCGCUACUAUGGCGGACGACGAGGUUCUCUUCGACGAGGUUUACGAGCUCUGCGAGAUUAUCGGCAAGGGACCAUUCAGCGUGGUUAGGAAAUGCAUCCACCGCCAGACAGGGCAGAUGUUCGCGGUAAAAAUCGUCGACGUGGCAAAAUUCACAUCCAGCCCCGGUCUAAGCACGAAUGAUUUGAAACGGGAAGCCACAAUAUGCCACAUGCUGAAGCACCCCCACAUAGUGGAGUUAUUGGAAACAUACAGCUCGGAGGGUAUGCUCUAUAUGGUGUUCGAAUAUAUGGAUGGCUCUGAUUUAUGCUUCGAGGUCGUUCGAAGAGCGACUGCUGGAUUCGUGUACAGCGAAGCAGUGGCCAGCCAUUACAUGCGACAGAUCCUGGAGGCGUUGCGCUACUGCCACGAGAACGACAUAAUUCAUCGUGAUCUAAAGCCGCAGUGCGCCCUCCUGGCGGGCAAGGAAAAUUCCGCACCGGUGAAACUACGCGGCUUCAGCGUCGCCGUGCAGCUUCAGUCGUCCCAGGCAAACGGCGUCGAGUGUUACACGACCGAGUAUCGGCAGUGUCUGAGCCCAAAGGGGCAGCUCUACUUGAAGGCCGACAACGAGGGUCGUGUCGGGUGUCCACACUUCAUGGCGCCGGAAGUGAUCCAGCGCAGACAGUACGGCAAGCCUGGUGACGUCUGGUCAGCCGGAGUGCUGCUCCAUGUUCUAUUAACUGGUACACUUCCAUUCGUCGGCUCUCGAGAUAGACUGCGAGAAGCAAUUUGCAGAGGACGAGUGCAGAUGGAAACGCCUUUAUGGGACAAUAUCAGCGAACCAGCCAAGGAUCUCAUACAAAGAAUGCUCACAACGGAUGUAAAUCACAGGAUUACCAUACAGGAAGUGCUGAACCACAAAUGGCUCCGAGAUCGUGAUAAGGGCGUGGCCCGAAUACAUUUAGGCGAAACUAUAGAAGAGCUUAAGAAAUUCAAUGCUAGACGAAAAUUGAAGGAAGCUGUGAAAGCGGCGAUCUCGUCCUCGAAAUGGCACAUCCCGUAUUCGGAAAUUAACGGUGACAGCUUUUUCGAUAUAGGCGACGACGAAGUAAUUACCACAGGUGUUGUAGCUGAAAUUUUAGACUCUCUGGAUGAUAUUGAGGUACUUCAAGAGAGUGGAAGACUGACACGUGCCGAGAUACUUAACGCAGUUGACGAUUAUCGUCUUCGAGCUGUUUUAGAGCUUUACGAUAGGAUUUCGACUCGAGUUCCAACGCCAUGCCGAGCGCCGCAAACAGACGCAGUUCAGCGUGCGCGAGAAGUCGAGGAACUUCUUCGAGAAAUAGAGCAUUCAGCGAUACGAAACAUCGAUAGGGCGGAUCUCCGAGAGCUCCAUGAACUUUUGGUCCAGCCGCACAUGAGGGCGCUUUUGCAAGCGCAUGACGUAGCGGGACACGAAGUUUAUGGCGAAGAAGCGACCAGAGUUACGCCGCCGCCUCUUCUCCCCUAUCUGAACGGCGGCGACGAUCUCGAGGGUCAAAAUGGCGACUUGGACCUCGAGAAUGUAACGCGCGUCAGGCUGGUCCAGUUCCAGAAGAACACCGACGAGCCAAUGGGAAUCACAUUAAAAAUGAACGAAGAUGGAAAGUGCGUGGUAGCAAGAAUUAUGCACGGUGGUAUGAUACACAGACAAGCGACCCUUCACGUGGGUGACGAGAUCAGAGAAAUUAACGGGAUACCGGUGGCCAAUCAAUCUGUCAAUGCCUUGCAAAAGAUACUCCGGGAAGCACGAGGAUCGGUGACCUUCAAGAUCGUGCCGUCUUACAGGAGCGCACCACCCCCGUGUGAGGUACAAGUAAGCCCUAAAACCCAAGCCCAAUCCCAGAGUCCCAGUACAGCAAAUAAACCCGUGGCUACGGCAGUGUCGACGAGCACCGGCUCGGCCGCUGUCGCGAGCAAAUCCGGCAAAUCAGUGAAAACCUCGUCGGCCAACAGCACCAAGGACAAAAGUAAAUCAAAGUCUAAAAACAAGAGCGGCUCCUCGUCGACCGAUAGCACGCCUAGGCGCCGGCUUAAUCCGCUAUCGGCUCUCAGAUCGCGGAAAUCUUAAACCUAGAUGGAAGAUGGAUUGAUCCUGUACACUCUGUAGUCUCGUAGUUCUCUUUGGCGCCAAAAAUCGGAGCCAAUGGUAGUUUCUCCGUUAUUAUUUCGCGUAAUUGCUCUUCUCUAAACAGGCUUUGAAUUGCAAUCGCUUUGGGAAAUACCAAAGAAUUUUCUGAUAGCCCGCCGAUAGGUUACACGAUGAUAGAUAUUUAUUACAUAGUAGUUUCGUUGGUAGUGAAUGAAGGACCGUUAGUCGAAUUCUGUUGAAUCAUUGGUGUUUCUUACACCGGGAUAUUUUCUGAUAAGUUUCUUAGUAAUUUCUUAGUUUUUUGUGUAUCAGCCGUCAUUGGACGUCGAAUUAUGUUUCUGAAAGGAAAGUAAGUUGUUCAAGUGAACACUUAUUGAAUAUCUUCUCUUGCCUCUGUAUACGUAUACAGAGAGAUUUUCAUACAAUCGUGUCAAAGAGUUUAAUUUCGAGUGAGAUUUCUAAGUUUUCCAUUAGUGAAUUGUUUCGAUGAACGUUUAUUCGUCAGAGUACACGAAACAGUACUCGUAAUUAGCUAUAUGACGUCAAUAAUUGGAAGCACAUGGUUUCAGAGUGGUUACGUUUGAAAUAGAUCAAUUAUCAGAUUAUGCGAAUAAAUAUAAUCUGAUAAUAUAAAGUGUAUUUCGAUUCCCCAACACUUUUGUUAGGUAUUUCUAAGAAAUUCUAUUUCUGGCUCUUUUAUUCGUCGAAAAUUGCGAAAGUAGGCGUGAUGCAGUGCCAACGAGUCCUUGUUAUUUAAUAUUUCUUGUCUUAUUAUUAAAAGUAUUGGGAGCGUAAUAUAAAUGAUAGUAAUUCUGCACGACAAGUUACAUAGACAAUUUAUCGAAUCUCGUGCGUUUCGUUGAAAGAACUUUACUAAAAUUCAGUCGUUGUUUGUUGGUAAUUAGUUGACAAAGUAUUACUAUGAACAUGGGCCAGAUGUAGUCGUAUAAUUAAUUUAGUUUAUUUGAAUUUGUAUUUCAGGAGCAUGGCGUAUACUAAUAUAACUUAAUUAGAAAGUUUAAUGUCGACGAAACUUGCGUUUUCAUUUACGAACUUCCGCCUACUUAAUGCCGAUUUUGUUUCUAUAAAAAAUUUCAACGAAAAUUAAACAACGUAGUUCACAACCUACGCGACAAUUAAACUCAAUUAAAAGGCAGCUACGCGUUGUUUGCAUACUGUAUAAACUUAUCCGCUUUACGAACUAUGUUAGAGUAUCUACUUUAUCUCGUGUCACUGUGAUUAUAGAAAUUAAUUGUCUGAUAUUGAGUUACGCAGUUGUUUGAUAGUCUACAGUUCGCCUGACAGUGUGAUAUUAAAUAGAAGGAUGUACUCUAACUUCUGAGAUUACAUAAGUAAAUAUUUCGUCAGAAGCGUUUUUGAGAUAUUUAUCACCGAAAAUUGUACAAAUUGUUUCUCAGUCAAUUUAUAUUCUUUCUUUGUUUGGUUUUUUCUUUCUUUCUUAUUGAUACAAUUUAUUGAAUGAUUUUUGGUGAACGUUUUAACGGUAUCUGAAAUUUUCUAGUCAUUUUCUAAUGUAUUUUAAAAUAUUCACAAUUAUUUGAAAGCUUUUACUCGUCGAUGAAGCGAACGCGUUAAGGUUCCCUUUUCGUUGUCAGGCGUUUUAUUUCCCCUUUGGAGUAUGAUUGAGACGGAAUUACAGCGGAGCUCGAGAAGUUCCCUCAAUAAUCGAUAGUUUACACGUAGUUACACACCAAGUUUCACGGAAGGAUAAACGCGGAAAGAGGCGAUUCGUAUAGUGGAUUACCUUGCACACUCGCGUCGUGUUUUGAUUCCACGUGGAAUACAUCUGAUGUUGCGCUGUUAAACAAUUAGAAAGCUUCUGCGAAGCGUUAAUUGCUAGACUUGUAAACGGUAACUUUGCGUUUCACAUCGGGAUUCUGAUUGCGAUUUCAUUUCCACGAAUCGUUGCGUUUAUGAUAAUUUUACGCGUCGAAUGCGAGCUGAACAUUUUCAACAGCUUCACAGAGAGAGAAGAGUGUAGAAUAGAUGUCUGUUUAGUAUUUGAAACGCUACGAAGAAGAUAAGUGAGAUUAAUUGAGAAAUUUCAUGAAAUUGAAGUUUGAAGAAUCACUUCGGUGAUUUAUAUUUAUAAUGUUAAUUUGCAGAGUUUUGCAAAUGUUUCGUAAUUCUUCGGAAUUAUAUUUUCAAUUCGUGCGAUGUUGAAUAUUUUAAACAUUAUACUUUGCAUAUAAAUUGGGAAAAAUGCCUGACAUCGAUACACUUUCUUUCGACUUGGCGCGAUUUUCACACGAAUUACGACAUCGCGCGUUGUAUGAAACAUGUUAGAGAUUUAAGUGUAGGUUGACUAACAGCUACACAGUUACGUGGAUGUCUAGAUUGCUUAAUAAGUCUAGAUUCUAGGGACACUGAAUCGAUUAGGAGAACGUAAUUUAUAUAAUAUAUAGACGUAGCGAAGAAAUAAAGCUAUAAAAUAUUUCUCGAUAUUAAAAAAGUAGAAUCAGAUCUCAAGACUAAAAAGAGAAAUUCGUACGUCUCGUUAUGAGUCUUAUAGUCUUGUAAUCUCUACACAAUAUUCGUACCUGAACGUUAGAAUCGUCUAAUCUCAUUAUUCUUCAAUACAAUCGCGUACUUUUUAUUGUUAUUCUUUUUUUUUUAAAUUUCGAAGCAUGAAGCUUGUUACCUAUAGGAUUAGGUGAACUAUCAAGUAACUUCCAAUUUCAUCGAUGGAAAUUGCGUAUAUUUCCGAUCUGCAUUCAUCAAAUUCCUUUGCUAGUGCGUAGACGUAAUAAAACAUUUAAGAUAAGCUAACUGGUUUCUCUAAAAAUUUCGCACGCAGGAUAAAACAGCUGCACUUUCUAAAAAUAAUCCUCCGUCCAAUAAUUUUGAUAAUAACUUGCUAGCUCGGUAAAUCGACGUUAAGAAUACGAGAAAAAUAAAGAUAUUACGUAAAAUAUUUAUAUCGUAUUUAAAAAUUUAAAAUUCCCUCUGAUGUACACAAACGAAUUUCCCCUCGUUGAGUUAAUUGGAAAUUACUUAUGGUCUCGCCUAAUUGCUUUUGUUGACGACGGAAGUCUGCAGAUUAAAAAUUCAGAGCGUCUAACGAACGUGAAUUUCAUGAACCAACCAACCAUUGAGAAAUGACGGAAUUUCAUCGAAUUUCAAUGUACUGGAAAUUGAAUUGCUAAAAGAAUCGAAACUGGGUCAAACAGAGAGAACGUUUAAUGCGAAGGAUCACUGUUCAAUUUUGUUAUCUUCGGAGUUUUCUUCUUUUUUUUUACCAAGUGAGUAUAUUAUUAAAUUCGGUUAUUUGAAAUCUUUGUAAUAUGUAAUAUUAAUACUUCACGUUUAUACUAAAAUUGUAUGAUUUUAUCUCAUACCGUGAAUAUUUAAUUAAGUUACAUAUCACAGUACUGGAUAAUUUUCAUUUUAAAAAAUAUUCGUUAUAAAAUGUUCCAUUAAAAUUUUGCACAGAGAAAGAAAGAUCACUUUUGUUUUUCUAAUUUCUUUGUAAAGACGAUCCGUUUCGACUCAAUGCAAUUUCAAACGUUAUUCACGUUUUUACUGAUUUCUAAACUGUUGAGAAAUAUAUAGAUUACGUUUUUCAUGAACAAGGUAAUAGAGAAAUGAUAUGAAAUUAAUAAAAUUAAUAAACGAGAGUGCAACGAGCUCGAAGCAACAGGAAAGAUGCAGAUUUUUGAAGUUAAGCCAACCAGGAUUUAGUUUGGGCCAUUUUUACUUUUGCAAAUGAGGUUUUCAGUUACCUGCUGACGAACAUAAAAAAAAAAAAACGCGCUUGACUACAAUGUCUUUUUUACAUCAAACGUCGCCCGUCCCCACACUAGAAGAUAGCAAUUUUAUUGAACAUGGUAAUUUGAAUUCAUCGCUGCAAAUAUAUAUUUUUCCAAGAUAGAUUCGUCUCGACGUUGUGUGAUUAGUAAAUAGUUAUUACCUGGAGCCGAUAGGAACGAAGGUUUUCACUGAUUUCCUCGAAUUCAUGCACAUACACACACACACACACACAUACACACACAAACACAAACACACCUAUCUACUUUUUGAAGAAAUUAUUGAAACAUGAAAAGAAAGAAAAAAAGAAACUUCGAAAUCAUUACAUGUUCGAUCAAUCUUUUUUAAUAUAUCAAACUUGAUUUACUGUUUCACGUAUCGGAGAGAGAAAUUUUGAUUUAAAAAUGAUCAUAAUAAAGUUUCUUCUUCUUGUUUGCUCGCGAAAUUAUUCUCUGAUGCGUUACGUUCGAUAAAUCGAGUUAUUUCGGUUUCUUUCUCUGUAUUUAAACAGUAACAUACACACACACUUAUAUAAAAACGAGAAAUAUUCACUUUUCAGCUUAUAAUGCAAAAUAGAUAUUAUUUCAGUAUCCAAUGAUCUCUCAGCAAGGGAGAGUAUCGGUAUUUUACGAUUAUAUUUAUACAUGUAGUCUGUUUUUUUUUUUUUUUCUUUUCUCACGCGAUUCACAUUCGUGGCGAUUAGGCUUAACGCAAAGCGAAGCAUACUUCGCCACCACGAAUUUUCCACGCUGCUUUUUUACUUUCGAUUUACUUGCAAAAUUACCGUCGAGGAUCUUACAGAAUUACACGAGUCUUGCAGACAUCUGUGCUAUUCGUAAUGAAACAGCACACACACGCAAGAAUUUGUUACUUGUUCUUUAUUGGCCGACCGAUAUCGCCGCGAAGUUUGAACGAAAUCUCUCCUUCGAAAUACGAAAUGCCAUUCGAUUUCAGCUCACGUGUAUAAGUUUUCGAUUACGAACGAUUCGAUCGCCACGUUUUAUCUUUGUUUCGCGUAAUUGGAAACUAAAAAAAGGUAUAUCGUUCGAUGGAUAUUAUGACAGAUUGUAGCGCAGAAUUUGGACAUGAUACAUGACACACGUAUAUAUACACGAACAUAUACACACGAAUUUCUCCCCCUCCUGCUUCAAAUAUACAUUAAGUAUGUAUAUUAUUUAUACAUAGAGUAUAUUCGUUAUUUAAUGUGUUCAUUUCGGAUAUAUAUCUAAUGAUAAUAUCGGAGGGAAGUUAUUUUGCGAUGGACGAAAUAUGUAAGGGAAAGGGCGAGCUUUCCUUUUCUCUUGAAAACUUCACCACAACACAAAUAUCGAUUCUGGGUAAAUGGAAAGUCACGUGCACACGUGCAGGAGCGUGCAAUUGUCUUUUGAAUAUCCCUCGUCGUUUAAAACGAUUCUUUGAUUUGGGCAAUACGUGUUCUGAACUGUGUUACUGCCUAGUGCCUGUUGAAACAAUCAAUAGUGUCGGAAGUAACACAAACUAUUUACGAAGUAAUUACAGUGCGCGACCACGUUCGAGAAUGAGUUCGAGAUUAUGUUAUGUUCGUGAAAUUUUCGUGUCACCGAUCAACGUGACGUUUGUUUUCGGCGUGAAAUUGAAAUUUCCGGAACACGUUGGAAAAGAAAAAAAAAAAAAAAAUGAGCUUAAUAGAAGAAGUACCCAGCAUCGCACAACACACAUUAUCUCGCAGGUUGUUCUACGUUAAAUCUCGUGCUUAAAUGCUUCGUGGCUUUUUCUUCAGUUUCAUUUAGGACUUUGUCGCGUUCGUCAACUUAUAUUUCGAGAAUGCAACCUCUGAAAAAAAAAGUGUUUGGCAAUUUUUUAAAUAUUUCAGGCACGGAAUUAAGAAACAAUUGGAUAUUCAUUUACUCAUUUUAUAUACAUUCCAACGAACGAAGAACGUUCCAAUCUUUGUUAAAUUCAAAUAAAUUAUCUUUCAAUUUUGAAGUAGCGAGAGUGUACAUUUUGUGGAAAUUAAGCUUCCGCGAUCGAUGAGCGCGACGAUAUCUAACGACAAAAGAUCUAUGACGUCAGAUAAGCCGGUGAUUUAUCGUAGAAUAUCUGUGCAAACAGGGAGCGACGUGAUUCAUAGUAUACUUAAACAAAGAGUGAUUUUCUUGAAAAUAAGGAGAAAGUGUACGAAACUUGCCAUUUCUUGCCGACAAACUUCCUUUCUAUAAGGCAUUAACUUUUACGAAUCUCCGUCGGGUUAUUUUUAGCAAUUUUCUUCCAUCAAGUAUCGUCGUAUUUCGUUGUGAUAAACGAGCAAUGUAUCACGUUUAACAAAGUAAUCUGACACAUUUUUUUCAAGCUUAACGAUACCUUUGAUUAAGCAAUAAAUAAAUCCAAUAUCCAUCGUCUUUCUCGAUGACGUGUCACUAUUUAUUGCUUGACGAAACAUUUCCAUUUCCAGCACAUGAAACUGUGUUGAAUUACUUUUUUUUUUUCCUUUUUUUUUUUAAAUGUAGUUCCACUUGUGCCCCCCUUAGUUAAAAUGCUCUGAAUAAAACUGACGUUUUACUUUUCCUGUGCAAUUAAAGCACCUCGUUAUUUCUGUGUAAUGUAACUUUAUUUCAAAAUAUCAUUCUUCGAAACAAUCGUAGAAUCUAUUCGUCUCCUCUCUGAAAAGUGAAAAAAAUCCUACGUAGUAAAUUUCCAACCAAGGCGGGCAGAGUGACAGAAGAACCUGUCGAACGAUUUGCCCAAGUCAAUCAAAUAUCCACAACGUGGACGCAAAUUUGCUACUGUGCAUUUUCGACUUAUUUCGUCACGGAGAAAUCACUUCAGUCGAUACCACGAAAUACGUCUCGCCUUGUUGACAAAGAAACACCACACACAGGACGCGUGGACACGUGCAAAGAGAAAAAUCGCGAACGAUAGAGAGAUAAAUUCUUUGCUCGUCGGCUGUCUCAUAAUUGACCGUGGACCGAGUCCAUGAAGUCAAUAUGGAGGUAGUCGAUACGGGCGAGUGUCGGGUGUUUGAACGGUGGACGCGGUGUCCUGAAUCACGACCAACCGAAUUCCGAAGUUUUUGCGUCUUGUUUUGCCCGUGCGGCUAUGUGCACGUGCAGAGCAACGAAAGCGACGAGAAACAGGGGGCGAGGCACCCCCUGUUCCCGAUGCUAGACGAUAAUUAAGUGCGAUCCCGCAGUCUGUACCUGUGAAAUUCGAAAACAGAAAACGACGAGGAGGAAGAGGAGCAAAGAACGAAAAAAAAAAAAAAGAAAAAAAGAAAGAGAAAAAGAAAAAGACGAGUAGAAAUGCAGACGAAAAGAAGGCAAAGUUCAGUAGUCGAGCGGUGUAACAAAACGCUUUGGUCGGCGCUUUCGAGUCCACGGCGCGUUUUGCAUGUUUUCUCUCUUUCGAUAUCCCUUCUCUAUAUAUUUCUCUCUGAUUCUCUCUCUCUCUCUCUCUCUCUCUCUCUCUCUCUUUGGUUCUCGGUCUGUACUGUAUUUAUCGAUGCGUGCCAUUUCACUUGACCAUCGUAAAUACCGUUGUGUUGUUACUUGGCUCGAAGGGUGAAAUGUUUCAAGAACAGUAUCAAAGUUGCAGUAAUUACAGGAGCCUGUGAUCCGGUGGAUCGAAAAGAGGCGAAACGAAACGUUUUCGCUGGAAUAUUAAUUUCUUUUUUUUUUUCCAAAAGUUAUUUCCUGGAUCUGUUAAGUCUCUGGUCGUACAGUUUUAAAUAACAUAUUUUGUUUCUCUCUAGUACGCAGUCAGUGCGAAACGUCCGCGUACGUCGCGUUAACAUUUAUUUAACAUUUGUUGCAUAAUUUUAAUAUCAUUUUGCGUAACGGUGUUUGAAAAUGUUCGUCGUUAAUACAGAGAGAAAUGGAUGCGAAUUCAUUUGUUGAACAACUUGUUCUCUUUGUUAAAAUCAUGCAACGCUGAAUAAAUUUUAGCCAGGCGUACGCCGACUAUUUGGCUCGGCUAACUAUAUAAUUAAAAUAAUUAUCCGUAUGUGUAAAAGAAAAAUUAAGUAAAUUGAAAACGAAGUAAGUCAAGUAAAGUGGGACAAUCUGGCUCCAUCCUUCUCGUUCUUUUGUCCUUUCAAGUAAUUCUUUCUCUCUCUCUCUUUUUGUCUCUUUCUUCUGGUUUUUAUCUUUAUUAUUCUUUCUAUCUGUCUCUAUCUUUUUCGCUCUCUGUUCUUUUUCCUUUUUUUCUUUUCUUUUUAUGUUUCUCUCACUCCAUAACGUCGGGUCGAUCAUUUGUUCUGGUAGACAGUAACAUUAUUGCGGGCAAGUUUCGUAAGGAAUGCACCUUUCGUUACAACAUGUGUUGGAAUGUUGUUUGUUGUUUUUUGUCGUAAAGAAGCUUUUGUUACACCCCUCAUUAUACCCUCACCUGCAUGAAGGAUAUCUUUGCGAACGUUGAAAGCUUUCCUUUCUGACCGGUACAUAUUAUUAUAUACUAUAAUUUUCUUGCAUCAUGGUUUUCAUUAAUGCAUACUCUGCGAUCUCUCUCGAUCUUGCGCCCAUUCGAGCGAUUAUUUUUAUUUCCGAGCGCGCGAAUCAUACACGAACUUUCCGAAUCCCGAUCGUACUCGUCUCCUGCACGACGCGAUGCAUUCUCGAAUCGGUGAUUGAGUUUACUUAUAAAAAUGUACUGAGAAUGUCUGAUUCGCGCGGCAGAUUAUUAUUAUUAUUAUUAUUCGUUUUUUUUUUCUUUUUUUUAAUCUGAGGAUUUAUGUUGAGUUAAAUUGGUAAGCGAGAAGAAACUCGUAAGGUAAUAAUUUUAAUUAAGAAAGGCAGGUAUUUGGAAAUUUAAUUGAGGAAAGUGGGAAUUCCGGAAUUUAAUCGAAAUAUUAAUUUGUAGGAAUACGGAAAUUUAAUUGGAAGAGAUUAGAAUUUUCGAAUUUAAUUGGACAAGCCGUCUACAAGAUCAAAGGAAAACUAUUUAUUGUGACGUGCUUAAAUUCGCUAAAGACAAUUAAGAUCUUCAUUUCAGCAUCUUUAUUUGUGUAAUUUUGUUCUCUUGUAAAAUUGUAAUGUAAGCAUCAUAGAAGUUAAUGAACUGUUGUUCGAAUUAUGUUGUUCGAAAAUACGUUUUUGCUAUGUAAUCACGCUAAACCACGUUUAGAUUAGCUUUAAACGUCAUUAAUAAGAUCUGGAGCAAAUCUCGAGUUACAAAUUGCACAACGAAAACGAAUUUAGUAAUAAAAUAAUUAGGAAAUUGUCUUCCUCGUCAGUCACCGAUUCAAGCAAGUAGUGCGAUUUGAUUUUUUCUUUUUUUUUCUUUUCUUGGCAUAAAACACUCGAGUGUCGUAGGAAAUAAUCUUAGAAAUCAUAAUCAUCUCGCAUCCUCAACACGAGCGGAUUCUCCUUACUUAUUACUAAACGUCCAAACUGAAUGUCACUGAAUGUGCAAACAUCUCUGAACAUGCAGCUGAGGGUAGCCAAUCUUACGAUGAAUCUUACGUUCUCUGUUCGCGCCGAUUUAAUUCACGUUUGAACGUAAUCUCAGGGAUUUCGAUCAGUCUUUCGAACAACAACGGCGACGAUUUGAAACCGUGAAGAUUUUUUUUCAUUAUAACGUGAAGGCUUCACGUUUCUCGCGAGUGAUGAACGAGACGGGACGAAAUUACAGAUUGUUGUCAUGAAAAAUCGUCAAGCAACAGUCUCUUGACUGGUUGUCACGUAAAUUAGCAAUUCUUCUAGUUUCCUUUCGAUUCUGGUUUUUAUAAGCACGGAAUAGAUGUAACGUGAGGUCAUCGUCUUGCAAGUGAAUUGAAUCUUGAUAAUAAUUCCGAUGUUUUUCACGGCCCGGUGAUUCGUGACGGAAUUCGAUACGAAUAUUAAGGCAAAUUUUCUAUCUCUUGGCACUUGAAAAGUGUCGAAUUCGGAAAUAUUACCUUUUCAGAAAUAUUCACAUUGAUAUUCCAAAGAAAUUUUCCAAACUUUUAACGCAAUUCAUCGUUGUCAAAUUACGAUUUUACGAUAAAGUGUACAAAUGCUAUAUCUCAAGAUCGAGAAGAUCUCUUUUUUUACAUAGAAAAAGAAAACGUGUUCCUGUACAACCACUAUGUAAAUAUUCCUGCAGUUUCCUUCUUUCUAUUCCUUUCUGUUAUAUAUAUUUCUAAAAUCCUUUCACCUUUUAAAAAUUCAAAGAAUGCCAAAAAGUAGAACCAAUGUGUGCUUGACAUGUAUCGAAUUCCACAACGAACUGGUCGGGCCUUCGGAAAGGAAAGAAAGAAAGAAAGAAGAAAGAGAAAGAAGAAUAUUGGAAUUUUGUUGUAUUCCCUCGUCAGACAGUACGAUUGAAAUCCUAAUUUCGCGGUCACAAGCGUGACGUUUUACAUCUCUGAUUUUUGUACAUAGUUCGUACAUGUAUAUAGCUCGAUGUCGUUUCGAUGUUUGAUCCAGCGGUCCUGUUUCAUUGUGCCCAACACGAACAGAUUGCAAUACCACCGCGAGGUGAACCCGGGUUAUUUAUAUAUGUACAGACGGCUUAAUUCACGAUAGAUUUUGUAAAGAAUUGUAAGAAAUUAUGUCGAAAAGUACUAUACAUAUAUACACAUAUAUAAUACACACUAUAUAUGUAUAUAUAUGUAUAUAUAAAUGUUACACGAAGUUUGAAAGUUUAUCAAUUAUUACAUGUAAAACGUGCUGAUAUAAUGGA